This is a messenger RNA of Mycena indigotica, 1098 nucleotides long. RefSeq lists its product as uncharacterized. Gene Ontology annotation, cellular component: cytoplasm. Bases 1 to 1098 code for a protein of 365 amino acids. Gene Ontology annotation, biological process: 'de novo' pyrimidine nucleobase biosynthetic process; pyrimidine nucleotide biosynthetic process. The transcript is spliced from 3 exons. The record is from RefSeq and is a predicted model, not a curated record. Gene Ontology annotation, molecular function: dihydroorotase activity. NCBI's taxonomy places the organism in Eukaryota, Fungi, Basidiomycota, Agaricomycetes, Agaricales, Mycenaceae.
AUGACGAACACGAUAAGAGUACCUGCGCCAGCCGACUUCCAUGUCCACCUCCGCCAGGAGGAAAUGGCGCGUCUGGUUGUGCCCCAUGUCCGGAAAGGCGGCUUCUCUCUCGCCUAUGUCAUGCCCAACUUGAAGCCCCCGAUUACCACUGCCGCUCUUGCUCUGGAAUAUAAGGCACAACUUCAAGCCAUCGACCCAUCCGUAGAAUAUCUCAUGACGCUAUACUUGUCGCCCGAUCUUACCCCGGACGACAUUAUAAAAGCAAAAGAAGCUGGGAUAGUGGGAGUAAAGUCAUACCCUCGUGGGGUCACCACAAACUCCGAUGGCGGGAUAGAGUCCUACGAGAUCUACUAUCCUGUCUUCGAAGCUAUGCAACGCGUCGAUAUGGUGCUUAAUCUUCACGGCGAAAUACCCUCUGACCCUCUCACUGUGAGCAUUCAUGUUUUCGUUAUUCUCUCGUUGAGUCCCAUCCAGAAUACUUGUGUUUUAAACGCCGAGCCGCAUUUUCUACCACAUCUUCACUCUCUCCACAAAGCUUUCCCCCGCUUACGAAUCGUUUUGGAACACGCAACUACGCGUGCCGCUGUCGAAGCAGUCAAGGCUUGUGGGCCUACCGUCGCUUGCACUAUCACAGCGCACCAUCUGGAUUUAACUGUAGACGACUGGGCCGGCCAGUCAUUUCAUUUCUGCAAACCUGUGGCCAAGUAUCCAGACGAUCGUCAAGCCUUGCGAGAAGUUAUCCUAGAAGGUCACCCUCGCUUCUUCUUGGGCUCAGAUUCGGCCCCACACCCCAUCGAUUCGAAAGCUAUAAGCACUGCAAGCCAUGGUUGUGCUGCUGGAGUUUAUACCGCGCCGAUACUCCUGCCUCUAUUAGCCCAUCUCUUAGAAUCUUUUGGAGCAUUGGACAGACUCGAAGGCUUUGUCAGCACAUUCGGAAGACGUUUUUAUCAACGCGAACUAGAUGCAACCGAUCCUGAGGUUAUCAUUCUGCAACGAGCUGACGCGUUUGUUGUCGAGGACAAGUACGAAGCUGAACAAGUAGACGUGAUCCCAUUCUGGGCAGGCAAACGCCUCGGUUGGCAGAUAUCAUCCCAGUGA